AUGGGUGACGACAUCUCCAACCCGAGGGUUGUGGCCUUCAACAGCGAGAAGCCCACGACCGAGACCAUGGACAAUGUUCCUGCCACCACUGGCAGUGCCCAGGUCCGCGAUCCGGAAUGGCGCGCUCGCACCGAGAAGAGGCUGAAGCUCAAGCUGGAUGCGCGCUGCUCGCUCUUCAUCGUCAUCUACAUCAUGAACUACCUGGACCGCAACAACAUGGCCGCCGCCCGACUCAAGGGUCUACAGGCUGACCUGGACCUCUCAAACCAGCAAUACGCCACCUGUCUCAGUAUUCUCUACGUCGGAUACAUUCUCAUGCAGGUUCCCUCCAACAUGAUCAUCCACCGCAUCCAGCGCCCCUCGCUCUACAUCGCGGCCGUCAUGCUCCUCUGGGGAAUGGUCUCGACCUUGUCGGGUAACGCCCACAACUUCGCAGGAAUGGUCGCCAUCCGUUUCUUCCUUGGUUUCAUAGAGGCUGCCUUCCUGCCCGGCGCCCUGCUGAUCCAGUCCAAGUGGUACACGCGCCGUGAGCUCACCAUGCGCAACGCCCUCCUCUUCUGCGGAAACCUCAUUUCCAACGCCUUCUCGGCCCUAAUCGGAGCCGGUGUCCUCUCCAACAUGCAGGGCGUUCUCGGUCACGCUGCCUGGCGCUGGCUGUUCUGGAUUGAGGGUGCCAUUACCAUGUUCAUCGCCAUACUGGCUGUCUUCAUCCUCCCCGACCUUCCCACCAACAGCCGUGGCUUCACCGCCGACGAGCUCGAGGUAGCCCAGCUUCGCAUGACCGAGGACGUCGGUGAAGCCGAUGUCGACGCCGAGGGCCAGUCGGCCUUUGCCGGUCUCUUCAUGGCUGUCAGGGACCCCAAGAUCUACGUCAUGAUGCUCACCUUUACCGCCUAUGUCGUUGGCUUGUCUUUCAACGCCUUCUUCCCGACGCUUACUGGAACCCUGGGAUUCAGCUAUGUUCCCACCCUGCUCAUGAGCGCCCCGCCGUGGGUGUUUUCGUGCAUGAUGUCGCUCGCGGUGUCCUGGAGCUCCGAUCGUCGGCAGGAAAAGUUCUGGCACAUUGUCGGGCCCAUUCUAUUUGGUCUUGCGGGCUUCAUCAUCAGCAUGUCGACACUGAACGUGGCCGCCCGCUACGUGGCCCUGUUCAUGCAAGCUGGCUCUUAUGCUGGCUUCGUCGUCUUCUACUCGUGGAUCAGUUCGUCGUUCCCCCGCCCUCCGGCUAAGCGUGCGGUGGCCAUUGCCAUGAUCAACGCCUUUAGCCAGACGGGUAAUGUGGCUGGCUCGUAUGUUUGGGAUCUGGACGAGAAUGGCUUCCGCAAGAGUUACGGUAUCGUGACGGCCAUGUUUGGCGUGACGAUUGCCGGCGCCUUCAUCUUCCGUGGCAUGUUGACUCGCCUGAACGACCAGCUCGCGCAGCAGGACAACCAGCCUGAUGACAUUCGGCCUGAAGACCAGCCGGACGAGUCGCUGAGGAUGCAGAAGGGCUUCCGCUACCUCACAUAA
Molecule: messenger RNA, 1506 nt
Organism: Geosmithia morbida
Lineage: Eukaryota; Fungi; Ascomycota; Sordariomycetes; Hypocreales; Bionectriaceae
Product: to tartrate transporter
Exons: 5
Coding region: 1-1506 (501 amino acids)
Biological process (GO): transmembrane transport
Cellular component (GO): membrane
Molecular function (GO): transmembrane transporter activity
Source: RefSeq, a predicted model, not a curated record